Molecule: messenger RNA, 1786 nt
Organism: Trichoderma virens Gv29-8
Lineage: Eukaryota; Fungi; Ascomycota; Sordariomycetes; Hypocreales; Hypocreaceae
Product: carbohydrate-binding module family 48 protein
Exons: 3
Coding region: 1-1413 (470 amino acids)
Biological process (GO): signal transduction
Cellular component (GO): cytoplasm; nucleus; nucleotide-activated protein kinase complex
Molecular function (GO): protein kinase binding
Source: RefSeq, a predicted model, not a curated record
AUGGGUAACAACCAUUCGGCGUCCAACAAGGCGGGCGGGCCUGGGUCGCCUCCGCAGCAGCAGCAGCCGUCGCAGCCAGGCGUCGACUCUCCUCGCCAGCCUCACCACCGCAAGGACGGCUCCCGCAACAUCAUCCCCAUCCACGGUGCCCGCGCCGCUGCCGCCACCGAAUCCUCGUCUCUCCAGGCCCAGGGCUCCAUUGCUGCCUCCGUGCCCAAGCCCAAGAUCGUGCCCGCCACCGGCCUCUCGUCCCUCAGCGGCUCGCCGCAUAGCAGCACCGUCUCCUCCGUCGCCAACGCCGCUGCCGCCGUUACCGCCGCCGUCGUCGCCGGCAGCCCUAAGCCGUCCGAGCCGCGGCCCAUCCUACGCGACGAACCUUCCAAGCCCGUUGCCGUCCCUAUCGAGGGGUCCCUGGCGCGUCCUCAUAUCCCCGCCGUCCCGUCAUAUGUCGAGGCCCAGCUCUUUUCCAACAAUAGCUUGACGGACGUGUACAUGAUGCGCCCGCCUCGCCUGCCGCUUCCUAUUGAGGAGGAGGUUCAUACCCCUGGCUCGCCUAUCCUCGGACCUGAUGAGAGCCUGGCCGAUCUCGAGCUCGGCGAGUCAUCCGAUGCCUUGACGAGGAAGAGCUCCGCACUUAGCUCUGGCACGGCCGAGGACGACGAGGGCGAGGAGCUACGCGUGGACAAGACUAGGCCGGUCGUUGCCACCAAGAUUGAGUGGAGGGGCGGUGGUGAAAAGAUUUGGGUUACGGGUACCAUUUUCCACUGGAAUCGAAAGCUCCGGUUGCGCCCUGUCGAGGGCCAGCCAGGUGUUUUUGCCGCCACGGUUCACGUUUUGCCCGGUACCCAUCACAUCCGCUUCUUGGUCGAUGGGAUUAUGCAGACAUCGCCCGACCUCCCCACCACUGUCGAUUUUGGAAACAACCUGGUAAACUACAUCGAGGUCAACCCCGACGACGUGGUAGCGACCAAACAAGGCGAAGCCGCCGAGGCUGCCGAGGCCGGAAAGGAGAAGGACGAGUCUCGCGCUGACUCACAGUCCAAGGAAGAGCCCAAGGUGGCCAGGGGAAAGCCCGUCUUGCCGCAAGCGGCUUACAACAGUCAGAUCCCACAGUACUUACUCGACUUCGACCAGGCUGAGGAGUCGCCAGCCUAUCGCAAUGCCGUGUCUGCUAUAGAGAAGCUGACGACACCGCCGAGCUUGCCCGGCUUCCUGGGCAAACCUAUUCUUAACGCUGCUACCCUGAUGAAGGAUGACAACAGCGUUUUGAACAUGCCCAAUCAUACCGUUCUGAAUCAUCUCGCUACCAGCAGUAUCAAAAACAAUGUUCUGGCUGUGUCAGCAACUACUAGAUAUCACAACAAGUAUGUCACUACGAUUAUUUACAAGCCUACUUCUACGGAUGAGGGUUAAAAAGGGUCUCAUUAUACAUUGACAGAAGGGGGAGAAGGCGGAUGGCUGGUGAAGACUCUGUUUUGUGGUGUUUGAAAGAGGGUUAAUAUGUAUUAUUCUUUUUUGAUUUUUUUGCUUCCUUUACCCCCCCUUUUUUUGCUCUCUUUCCUCUAUUCACGGAGGAGUGCUCUUUUACUCAUUCCUCUUUUAUUGCUACGAUACGGGUAUUUCUUAUAUGGCAUGGUGGAAAUCAGCUGCGGGUUAUUAUAUCGCUGGCUUCCGUGGUGAAGCCUGGUGGUUGCAGUAGAGAUCCGAGGGGUUCGCAAUGAACCAACCAGAUAGACAGAUGGGCGAGAUGUAUGAGUCCUCGCACAAUUUACAGUGCAGUUUGCUU